Sphenostylis stenocarpa is the source of this 1161-nucleotide messenger RNA. Lineage: Eukaryota; Viridiplantae; Streptophyta; Magnoliopsida; Fabales; Fabaceae. The record is from the annotation of a GenBank genome assembly.
AUGGGUAGAAGGAGAAUCCAACUGUUUGAUGAGAAAAGUGAUGGGUUUUUCUCUGCCAGCUGCUUGGGGUUCCAAUCCGAAGAUAGGUGCUACCAAUUCGGAGGCUUGUUUGCCAGUGUUGGUCAGGUGGGAAUGGGGGUUGGCGUGCAACCAAGUGACCCUUCUGAUCCGCGCGACAAUGGUGGCACGAAGCUUCCCUUCAAUGAACUGUUCAUCAGGUACCAGGGAAAAGAUGAGGUUGUUGAAGAAAGGGUUGAUGGCAAGAAGAGAAAGGGUGGUGUUUCACUGAGGAUUAAGAUAAAAAACCCUUCUCUGAGAAGGUUGUUUAGUGGGGCAAUAGCUGGGGCUGUGUCUCGCACUGCUGUAGCACCUUUGGAGACUAUAAGAACUCUUAUGAUGGUGGGAAGUAGUGACCAUUCCACCACUGAGGUGUUCCACAAUAUCAUUAAAACUGAUGGCUGGAAGGGCUUGUUUAGGGGUAAUUUUGUUAACGUCAUUCGAGUUGCGCCUAGCAAGGCCAUUGAGCUAUUUACUUUCGAUACAGUAAACAAGAACCUAUCCCCAAAGCCUGGGGAGGAAUCCAAAUUCCCAAUUCCUGCAUCCUUGAUUGCAGGUGCCUGUGCUGGAUUGACUUCAACUUUAUGUACAUAUCCUCUUGAAUUAGUCAAGACUCGACUAACUGUCCAGAGAGAUGUGUAUGAUGGUCUUCUUCAUGCAUUCGUGAAAAUAAUUCGAGAAGAGGGUCCUGCUGAACUUUACAGUGGCCUUGCAGCUAGUCUUAUUGGAGUUGUCCCCUAUGCUGCAGCCAAUUACUAUGCAUAUGACACUUUAAAGAAAGCAUACCGGAAAAUUUUUAAACAAGAGAAGGUGGGAAAUAUUGAAACCCUUUUGAUCGGUUCGAUAGCUGGUGCUAUUUCAAGUAGCUCAACUUUUCCAAUGGAGGUUGCUCGCAAGCAAAUGCAACUUGGUACUCUCAGUGGAAGACAGGUUUACAAGAAUGUGUUUCAUGCCCUUGCAUGCAUACUAGAACAAGAAGGGAUGCAAGGUUUGUAUAGAGGGUUGGCACCUAGUUGCAUGAAGUUGAUACCAGCCGCUGGAAUCUCUUUCAUGUGCUACGAAGCAUGCAAGAGGAUAUUUCUAGAGAACGAUGAGGAGGAUUAG